AUGGCACCAUUUUUACCUGCGGAUUGUUUAUGCCAAAUAUUUCAAAACCUAACGGAUCAAAAAUCAUUAUACGCAUGCCUGCUAGUGAAUCGACUGUGGUGUGCUACUUCGGUGGAAUUUCUAUGGUCAAGACCAUUCCAUUUUCUAUACACAUGUCACAAGACGGUCUUCCUUCCCUCGCUGCAGAGACAUCUAUUCUCCUCUGCGGCCUCAACAAAAUCUUCGAUAUAUACCACAAAGUCAUCGUCGGCUCACAACAACCGACGAGCGUCGACCACGACCAACAAGUCCUCCUCAUAUUCUGCUUCACCGGCAGCCGAAAAGUUAUGUCAUUGCUGUGAGGACACAAGGAUAAUAAGAAGUUCAAGGUUGAUUGAGACCUAUUUGAGCUGUCUGUCGGAAAAAGAAAAAACACUGUUGAUGGAAAGUGGAAUUGAAUUAUCGGUAGAUAUACAGCAGUCUCCGUUAUUUGAUUAUGCAGCGUUCAUACGUUACUUGGACCUUGAGGAGUUUUACAUUGCCAUCAGAGAUUGGAUCGAAUAUGCGAAUGUGAUUAACGGUGCAUCACAAGGUGGCAACCUAAAUUAUUAUAACACGCUGAACGCGUUGAACGGGAUUAGCGGUAGGAAAGGAAGUCUGAACAGAGGAAACAUUUCAAUCCUAAGUAGUAGUUAUCCGGGAGGGAACGGCAUUUUCACCGGCGGAUUUGGAAUUUCGGAGGGGCAGCUAAUGGAGUUUCACAGUAGACAGUUGAAGAAAAAAAAUUCAAUAAAGAAAUUUAAAUUUUCAAAUGUCGUAAGAUUUAUCACAAAAACAAUAAACAAUCACCGAAAAACAUCAGAGAGUAGUCACGAUCAAUCACGGAGGAACAGUGAAUCCAGUCAAUACAGCACGGCGAGCAGUUUCGACACCAUAUACACCACCUCCUCUUCGGCCCCGUCGAGUCCAACCACCACCAUGUCAUCGUCAAGUAGUUCUUCAUACAUAACCCAUCCAAAAGAACGAUUGAUUACCGAGAUGCUAUGUAGGCUGUUGAUGAGAAGGAGUUCUACCCUCAAACAAUUGUCAAUUGACCGAACAAAUACCACCCGUUCACCGGAGAACUCGAAUGGAUUCCGUUGUUCUUCGUUGAGAGCCCAAAUAUCGGAGAAAUUUCAAAAUCUCCGUCUCAUACCCGAACAAUUCCUGGUGCUCCCAACUUAUCCCGGAGCUGUCUCGUGUUUGUCCUCGCUGAGCGAGUUGAUAUGCACCACGCGUCAAUCUAAACGAAAAUUAUUUGAUCUACUUGUCGAUAUCUCUUGUCGUCUGACUAAAAUUUCUGUGACCAUGGAUUAUCACUCUAACGGUUGGAGGUCACGUAAAGAAGAUUUGGAACUCGAAGAUGAAUCCAGAAGCCUGGCCGCCCUGAUCAACUCUCAACAAUCUCUGGAACAAUUUGAGUUGUAUUGCUGUGAGGUCGGCACCUCCAUAAUAAUGAAUUCGCUGAAGUCACAAACCAGUAGUUUGAAGGUGAUCGCUUUUAAUGAGAUUCGGUUCUGGGGUUGGGAACCGUUGGAUUUUCUGGGUGAAUGCAGGAACCUCGAGAAGCUGAUGUUUAGAUCUUGUCACGGCAUAACCAAUGAAUUGUUGGACUCAAUGACCGAUGUUAAAUACGAAAAUCUAAAUACCCUCGUCAUGGAAAACUCGUCAGCACCGGUUCACAUACUUGGAUCGUUGAUCGUGAACUCAUGUAACAAGAUCCACACCCUCAACUUGGGACAAUACAAGCCAUCGGUUCUUCCAAACAAUAAAAAAAGCAAUGGAAUCGAACCAGACUACUUUCACGCCACUUCAAAUAUUUUCAAGACCGUGGCAAAAUAUUGUCCCCGCCUCACCCGGUUCGGCACAUACAUUGAGGCCACAGAUAUUUCUGAAUUGCAUACCCUCUUUGCUCUGUGCACGAACAUCCAGUCGGUUACGCUUUACGGACCACGAUCACCUGAAAUCAAUGUGACAGAUUUCUUGCUGCAAUUAUCUAAACAAGAACUACCAAAUUUGAAAUCGCUCUCCUUGCAAACAGCGUGGUCGUACACGCCGUUCUCACUCGAUCAAUUUCUGGUGAACUCGAAGCCGCCACUGAAAUAUUUGGAAAUCAGGAAUUCAAAAUGCUUUAACGAUGAACACCUUAUGGUGAUAUUAAAGAAUUUGGGUAAAGAGUUAAACGUGCUGAAAUUGCACGUCACAAAUCAACUGAACGAAGAGUUGGUGGAAAGGGCCAGACAGGAGAUCGAGAUGAGAGAGUUGCUGAGAAGAGAGAUGGAAUUGCAAAAAAGAGAAUUUGAAUUAAGACAGCGGGAAUUUGAAGCUAGCGGGGAAAUUGAGUUUGAGGAGGAUGAAGACGACGAUGAGGAAGAUGAAAUGGUGUUAAGAAGAGAGAUGAGAAAAGGAGUUGACGUUGGCGAUUUUAUAAGACUCAACAAUAGUUUCACGAGACGUAAUAGUAGCGCGAUGAGGCGUGAUAAUAACCUGAUAAGACGCAACAGUAGCACGAUAAGGGUUGAUAGUAGUGCGUUAAGACGUGAUAGCGGUGUCUUAAGGAGAGAUAGCGGUGCGUUAAGAAGAGAUAGCUACGGAAUGUUGAGGAUAGAUGGUUACUUGAAGAGAGCAAUCAGACACGAUGACAUUGAAGAAGGACUGGUGCAAGUCGAAUACUGGGAAUCCAUCAUUAGG
Messenger RNA from Acaulospora morrowiae, 2709 nucleotides. NCBI's taxonomy places the organism in Eukaryota, Fungi, Glomeromycota, Glomeromycetes, Diversisporales, Acaulosporaceae. The record is from the annotation of a GenBank genome assembly.